Molecule: messenger RNA, 2161 nt
Organism: Dipodomys ordii (Ord's kangaroo rat)
Lineage: Eukaryota; Metazoa; Chordata; Mammalia; Rodentia; Heteromyidae
Gene: Paics
Product: phosphoribosylaminoimidazole carboxylase, phosphoribosylaminoimidazole succinocarboxamide synthetase
Exons: 9
Coding region: 239-1516 (425 amino acids)
Biological process (GO): 'de novo' IMP biosynthetic process
Molecular function (GO): phosphoribosylaminoimidazolesuccinocarboxamide synthase activity
Source: RefSeq, a predicted model, not a curated record
CUGCGUGGCGGGAACUCCCCAGGGAAGCCCUCCCUCUCCGCGGUGGCGUCACCGGAGACCCUCCGCGUGCGGCCCGGGUAGCGGAGCGCGUGUGGAGCCGCGCGAGUCUGCGGAGCCAGGCCCGGGGCGUGUCUGUAGCCAGCGCUUCCCUUCGGCGUUCUUCAGCGUCUCUGACUGUAAAACCGCUCUUUUCCAGAUCCCCGCGACUCUGCCCAGAGACUCCAGCCCGCUCAGGACAAUGGCGGCCGCCGAGGUGCUCACCAUUGGUAAAAAACUUUAUGAGGGGAAAACAAAAGAAGUCUAUGAAUUGGUAAAUAACCCAGGAAAAGUCCUCCUGCAAUCUAAGGACCAGAUUACAGCAGGAAAUGCAGCUAGAAAGAAUCAUUUGGAAGGAAAAGCUGCAAUCUCCAAUAAAAUUACCAGUUGUAUUUUUCAGUUGUUACAGGAAGCAGGUAUUAAAACUGCUUUCGCUGGAAAACAUGGGGAGACAGCGUUUGUUGCACCUCAGUGCGCAAUGAUUCCAAUUGAGUGGGUGUGCAGGAGAAUAGCAACUGGCUCCUUUCUCAAAAGAAAUCCUGGUGUCAAGGAAGGAUAUAAGUUUUACCCCCCAAAAGUGGAGAUGUUUUUCAAGGAUGAUGCCAACAAUGAUCCGCAGUGGUCUGAGGAACAGUUAAUAGCAGCAAAGUUUUGCUUUGCUGGACUUGAUAUAGGCCAGACUGAAGUGGAUAUCAUGAGUCAUGCUACACAAGCUAUUUUUGAAAUACUGGAGAAAGCUUGGUUGACCCAGAACUGUACACUGGUUGAUAUGAAGAUUGAAUUUGGUGUUGAUAUAACCACCAAAAAGAUUGUUCUGGCUGAUGUUAUUGAUAAUGACUCCUGGAGACUCUGGCCAUCAGGAGAUCGGAGCCAGCAGAAAGACAAACAGUCUUAUCGUGACCUCAAACUAGUAACUCCUGAAGGACUUCAGAUGGUAAAGAAAAAUUUUGAAUGGGUUGCAGAGAGAGUAGAGUUACUCCUGAAAUCAGACAGUCAGUGCAGAGUUAUAGUAUUGAUGGGUUCAAUUUCUGAUCUCAGUCAUUGUGAGAAAAUUAAAAAAGCUUGUGGAAAUUUUGGAAUUCCAUGUGAACUUCGAGUAACAUCUGCUCAUAAAGGACCAGAUGAAACCCUGAGGAUUAAGGCAGAGUAUGAAGGAGAUGGCAUUCCUACUGUGUUUGUGGCAGUGGCAGGCAGAAGCAAUGGCUUGGGCCCAGUAAUGUCUGGAAACACUGCGUAUCCUGUCAUCAGCUGUCCUCCCCUCACACCAGACUGGGGAGCUCAGGAUGUGUGGUCAUCUCUUCGGCUGCCUAGUGGUGUUGGCUGCUCAACCAUACUAUCUCCAGAAGGUUCAGCUCAGUUUGCUGCUCAGAUAUUUGGAUUAAACAACCAUUUAGUAUGGGCCAAACUUCGAGCAAGCAUAUUGAACACGUGGAUUUCCUUGAAGCAAGAUGACAAGAAAAUCAGAGAAUGUAAUUUAUAAGAAAAAAAAAAGUUAUUCAUGAAUGAAAUGUUUUUUCAUUCUUCUGAAAACAAUAAAUUCCUAGUUUCAUAGCCAAAAAGAAGCAAGGUAAAAAGAUGAUUUUAAAUGAAUGGAAAUGGUUUACUAGCAUAUAAGAAUUUCUAGACACAAGGAUUAGUAAAAUGGCUAUUAGCAUUUACUAUAUAGGUAGCAAAAUUAUUAUAGCAUUUUAGAAUUAAUCUUCCCACUCUACAUGGUUAUUGUUAGCUAACAGGUAACAUACCUGAAUCAAAUAUAUUUUGUAAAUGCAAAUGUCCUUUUCUAAAGAUCUGAAGUUAUUACCCGCCCUUUUGUGUCUUCAUGCAAAUUUUGGAGACUGAAAUGCUUUCAGUUUCUGGUCUUCAAAUUUAAAGGUUGUGCAGUUUUAUUUUUCAAGGACCCUUUGCAUAUUCCAGGAAAGCAUGCACAAGGCCUUGGGUUCAAUCCCCAGCAACAUAGAAAAAAGGAAGCUGAGAUUGAUGUUCGGAGAAACAAGUGAGGAAACACAGUGAGUGGAAAGGGGACUUUUCUGAGAUCUUUUUUUGUUAUCAGUACAGUUUUCCUUGGAAAAAGUAGUCCCUUGCCAUCCUAAAUGAGAAACUAAAUAAAUCUUACUUAACUAUGUAA